AUGAGUAACCCUACAACCCCCGUUCAACAGCCAACGGCUGUGGUAGAUGACGUGAAUGCUUCGACGCAGCCCGAGGUGUAUGUAAGUGUCUUGUGGCAUAGCGGACAUCUCGGGCUCGUUUACUACAGCGCCAAUGAAUGUAUCGUUUACAUCAUGCCUGAUGCCCCGGACUCACAGGAUCUGAAGCUACUGAGGAAAGUGUUGGAAGAAAUCCAGCCCCGGUGCAUCUUAACAAGUGCUAAGCAAGACCACAACAUGGCAGACUUCCUUCAAGCAAUGGGGACCGCCAACGACGGAGAGGAUGGGAAGCCAGAAAUAGCUCUCUUCCCCAACGUGGACUUUGGGCUCAACAUUAGCAAGCAACGGGUGUUGUCGGCGAACUUGCCCUUCGUCCCCUCGCACCUGACUGACGCGGAGAAGAUCAUGUACCUGGCGGCAAUCAUCCCAUUCGAGUGCGCCACCAUGUUGCGGGCACUCGGAGGGCUUUUGAAGUUCAUAGAGAGGAGGAGGAUUGGAGUGGAAUUGGAAGAUCCCAGUGUGAGCGUCCCCAUUCUGGCAAUCAGGAAAUUUGCACUGAAUGACACGGUGUACGUUGACCAGGACGCCUACUGCGUGUUGCAGAUUUUUAAGUCGGAAGUGCACCCAUCUGUAUACAAACUGGCGUCAGGGCUGAAAGAAGGACUGAGCUUGUUCGGAGUUAUGAAUCGCUGCAAAUCCCAAUGGGGGACAAAGCUGAUGAGGCUGUGGUUCAUGCGUCCUACAAACAAACUGGAGGAACUGAACAAGCGGCUGGAUGUUAUCCAGUUUUUCAUGCUGGCCAGAAACACUGAGAUAGUGCAGACGCUUCAGGACUGCUUGAAGCAUAUCAGGAAUGUCCCGAUGAUUCUGAAAAGAAUGACACUAUCCUACACCAAAGUGAGUGACUGGCAAGCCCUUUAUAAGACCGUAUACAAUGCCAUGUGCAUUGGAGACACUUGCAAAUCCCUGCCCAGGUCUGUAGAACUCUUUGCAAAGAUCUCUGGGACUUUCACUGAUGAUCUUCAUUAUAUUGCCAGUCUCAUUACUAAAGUGGUGGAUUUUGAAGGUAGCAAUACAGAGAACAGAUUCACUGUUCGGCAUAAUGUGGACCCAGCUAUAGAUGAAAAAAAGCGCAAACUGAUGGGUCUGUCAGAUUUCUUAACUGAAGUAGCAAGGAAUGAACUAACGCUACUGGAUAGCAGGAUUCCAUCAUGCUGUGUCAUCUACAUCCCUCUGAUUGGAUUUCUUCUAACUAUUCCACGCCUUCCAAGUAUGGUGGACAAGGAUGACUUUGAAAUAGAAGGACUGGAUUUCAUGUUUCUGUCUGAGGGUAGGCUUCAUUAUAGAAGUGCCAGAACCAAAGAGCUUGAUACAAUGUUGGGAGAUUUGCAUUGUGAAAUCCGGGAUCUUGAGACAGCUGUCAUGUACCAGUUGCAGGCGAAGGUUUUGGAGAAGUCUGCAGUGCUCUAUGAUGUGAUGGAGUAUACAGCCCAGUUGGAUUGCUUAAUUGCCAUGGCUGUUGUAGCCCAAGAAAACACCUACGUAAGACCAAGAUUAACCAGCAAGAAUAUAAUCAACAUCAAAGAUGGAAGACAUCCUCUCAUGGAACUGUGCACAAGGACAUUUGUUUCAAACCCCAUUGGUACUGGUGGAGAACAUGGAAAGAUUUGUAUCCUUACUGGUCCAAAUUCCAGUGGCAAAAGUGUAUAUCUCAAGGAGGCUGGCCUAAUAGUGUUCAUGGCACUAAUAGGUUGUUACGUACCUGCCACAGAGGCAGAAAUUGGAUUAAUAGAUGGUAUUUACACGAGGAUCCAAAGCCGUGAAUCAGUGUCUGUGGGGCUUUCCACAUUCAUUAUAGACUUAAAUCAGGUGGCAGCUGCAGUUAACAAUGCUACGGAGAGAUCACUGGUAUUAAUUGAUGAAUUUGGAAAAGGAACCAACAGUGUUGAUGGCUUAUCACUUCUUGCAGCUGUCUUAAGGCAUUGGGUGAAGCAAGAUAUGAAAUGCCCUCAUAUCUUUGUAUCUACUAAUUUUCAUAGUUUAGUUCAGCUUAACCUACUCCCUGCUGUUGCCCUAAUGCGUUAUCUAACACUAGAAACCAUACAGGAUGGAGAGGAGUUGGUGUUUUUCUACCAGCUGAAGGAAGGUGUCUCCACAGACAGCUAUGCUGCCAAUAUAGCUAUACAGGCUGGGAUGCCACCACAGGUAGUGAAGCGAGGGAUACAGAUUUCUGAGCUGUACCGUAGAGGACAACCUAUUUGUCGUCUUGACUGUCCUCCAAAAGCAAACAAGUUUGAAGCACACAAAGAUUUGGUUGAUAAAUUUCUUCAGUUGGACCUCAGCGACCCUAAUGUAGACCUACAGGAAUUUUUGAGCAAGGGGGUUCUGGCAUAUACAGCUUCGGAGCUUUGA
Messenger RNA from Pristis pectinata (smalltooth sawfish), 2430 nucleotides. RefSeq names its product mutS homolog 5 (gene msh5). Bases 1 to 2430 code for a protein of 809 amino acids. Gene Ontology annotation, biological process: chiasma assembly; mismatch repair. Gene Ontology annotation, molecular function: ATP binding; mismatched DNA binding; ATP-dependent DNA damage sensor activity. The transcript has a single exon. The record is from RefSeq and is a predicted model, not a curated record. Lineage: Eukaryota; Metazoa; Chordata; Chondrichthyes; Rhinopristiformes; Pristidae. Gene Ontology annotation, cellular component: nucleus.